Molecule: messenger RNA, 1501 nt
Organism: Tinamus guttatus (white-throated tinamou)
Lineage: Eukaryota; Metazoa; Chordata; Aves; Tinamiformes; Tinamidae
Gene: HHAT
Product: hedgehog acyltransferase
Biological process (GO): protein palmitoylation
Cellular component (GO): endoplasmic reticulum
Molecular function (GO): palmitoyltransferase activity
Source: RefSeq, a predicted model, not a curated record
GUGGAAAGCUCCAGGCCUGAUGACGCUACCAGCAUGGGAAGUCUAUCUCUACCUGCUUAUUGCAGUUGGCUCUCAUUUUUAUUCUUUCUAUGAAGUAUACAAAGUUUCCAAAAAGUAUGAAGACAAAAUUGACAGAGAUUUUGGAUUGGAACAGGGCACUCUGUUUCAUGGGCUUAAAAAGGAUUCCCUGGAUUUUGAGUGGAGUUACUGGAUAGAAUGGGGAAGGGAACAUAUCCUGUGGCUUCUGGUUGGUCAUCUACUAGUGUCGCAAAUGUCCCAACUCUUUCUGGAAAAGUAUAAACCUUGGUGUCUGAUGGUAUAUGGAAUGGUGGCUUGCUGGUUUCUGUUAGGAAUUAAGGGCUUGUCAGUGAUUUUACUACAUGCAAUUACUUCAUUUGCUGUGGCUCAAUUUAAGAUGCCAGUUCUGACAUGGAUGUGCUCUCUUACCCUGUUAUCUACUUUACACAUACCAGCUGUAGAAGAAGCAAAGAGAAAAUGGUAUGACACUGAAAAUGAGUAUUACCUGCUUCUGUUCACCCUGUCUGUUCGUUGCCUCUUCUACACUAGCUUCAGCCUAGAAUAUUGUUGGCAUGGAUCUACCCAGAAAUCAUCCCAUUCAUUCCUGUGGAUGCUGGCAUACGUGUUUUAUUAUCCUGUGUUCCACUACGGACCCCUUAUGAACUUCGAUGAGUUUAGUAAGCAGAUGAGGAGACAAGAAGCCUUCAGUUUGAAGACAAAUCUUGGAAUUUUAAUCAUGGGCGUGAUUCGCAUCUUUUUUUGGUGGUUGCUGGCUGAGCUGAUGAUUCACCUCAUGUAUAUCCAUGCUAUCUACAGUAGUUCUCCACCUCUGGAAACUGUGUCAUACUGGGCUUUAGGUGGCCUGGCUUUAGCUCAAGUACAAUUUUUUUAUGUGAAAUACCUGGUUCUGUAUGGUGUUCCUGGCCUCCUCCUCCGAAUGGAUGGACUGAAACCUCCAGCUCUUCCUUGCUGUGUAAGCAGGAUGCACAGUUUCACUAAAAUGUGGAGAUGUUUUGAUGUUGGGCUACAUCGUUUUCUGGUCAGGUACAUUUACAUCCCAAUGGGAGGAUCUCAGGCUAGCACGAUUGGGAUGCUCUUUUCCUCAGCGCUCACUUUUGCUUUUGUGAGCUACUGGCAUGGAGGCCAGAGCUACCUUUGGUACUGGGGGACUUUUAACUGGCUCGGACUAAUUGUGGAAAACGGCAUCAGGAGGCUACUCUGUGCUCCAUCCAUUCAGCACUUAACCGAUCGUUUCUUCUCACCAAGAAUUAAUCGUCGACUUCAUGCUGUCCUGGCAUCUGUUUGCACUUCGAUGUUGAUUUUAUCAAAUUUAAUAUUUCUUGGAGGAAAUAAAGUUGGAAAAAUCUACUGGAACCGGAUCUUUAUGGAAGGCUGGCCAUGGGCAACGCUCUCUGUUCUUGGAUUCCUCUACUGCUUCUCUCACAUUGGCAUUGAAUGGGAGCAGACGCACGCGGUGAAAUGA